This is a messenger RNA of Polypterus senegalus (gray bichir), 1885 nucleotides long. RefSeq names its product tocopherol (alpha) transfer protein (gene ttpa). The transcript has 5 exons. NCBI's taxonomy places the organism in Eukaryota, Metazoa, Chordata, Cladistia, Polypteriformes, Polypteridae. Bases 30 to 872 code for a protein of 280 amino acids. The record is from RefSeq and is a predicted model, not a curated record. Gene Ontology annotation, cellular component: membrane. Gene Ontology annotation, molecular function: phosphatidylinositol bisphosphate binding.
UUCGACUGGGAAAACUUUAUCCGGUUAACAUGCUGCAGGAGACGGACGCACGUUCACUUGGGAAGCUCAACGACUUACCCGACGACUCUCCGCUGAUCGUGCCGUAUCUGGGCAAACUAAGGAACGGAGCCGAAAAAGAGCUCGAGCGAGGGACUUGGGCUGACUUGUCGGAUACAUUCUUGCUGAGAUUUCUCCGAGCUCGAGAUUUCGACACAGAGUUAGCGCUGAAGCUCCUGAUUAAUUAUUUUAGGUGGAGGAAUGAAUGUCCUGAAAUAAGUGCCAAUCUGCAGCCCUCUACAGUGUUGGGCCUCCUACAAAAUAACUACCAUGCAGUUUUGAAAUUUAGAGAUACCAACGGGAGUAGAAUUUUGGUUUAUAGAAUAGGACAGUGGGACCCGAAACUCUUCACAGCUUAUGAAGUUUUUCGUGUCAGCCUCAUCACUUCUGAACUAAUUGUGCAAGAGACAGAGACUCAGAGAAAUGGGCUUAAAGCAAUCUUUGAUUUAGAAGGUUGGCGGUUUGCCCAUGCUUUUCAGAUUACUCCAUCACUGGCUAAAAAAAUCUCAGCAGUGCUUACUGAUGCUUUUCCUUUAAAGGUCCGCGGUAUCCAUUUGAUUAAUACACCGAUAUUGUUUUGGUCAGUCUUUGCAGCGAUAAAACCUUUUCUGUCAGAAAAAAUAAAAGCACGGAUUCACUUGCAUGGAUGCACAUACCAACAAAGUCUUAUCCAGUACUUCCCAGACAGCAUUCUUCCAGAGGAAUAUGGGGGUUCGGGACCCACAAUUGAAGAAGCUUGCAAAGAAUGGACAGAAUUUAUCCUUAAAUCAGAAGAUCAGCUUCAUAAGCUGUCAAUUGCUUCAUCCGAUGGAUAACGUUAAAAGUAGUUUCAUCAGUACGUGUAUAAUGCCAAGCUGAUAUUAUAAUAAGUCACUGCUUUGCAGUGUAUAGUAAAGAUAGACAUUAGUACAAAGACUUAUACUUAAAUAUUCUUUUAUAGACAUGUCAGACUCAAAUCUAUUGAUAAGCAAGACCAUAAAAAUAAUUGAUGUAAAUUAAUGGAAGUGAAAAUUAUCACCGUCCUUUUUUGACCUAUGCAGAAUGUCUCACUGUACAGUAAAAUUUUUUGCACAGUUAUUUUACAGUCUCCCUCAUAAGCACAGAAACUGUAAAAUGACUAGAAACUGCAGGCUUGCUAUGCAAGUAUACAGUGUUGUACACUGACAUGUUUAAAACUGGAAAUGUUCUCACCCUCCUAAAAUCCAUUAAUCAUGCAUCAUGAUUAGGGAUUAUUUAAUUCUCCCCCAAGUGAAAAUUAUGCAAAUGUUACAAGGAAUGAUUCUGAUUUUUUUAAAGAAGACUUUUGACAAAAAGAAGCACCACAGCAAAAACAGGUUUGAUCUGUGUCUUUUCAGUCAUUGUAAUACCUGCAGUAUACCCAAGAUGUCGCUGUGGAUCACAUUUGUGUUGUUUUCUCAAUGAAUGACUGUGUGUCAAAGUCUGUGAAGAAUUAUGUACUGUAUAUACUAGCAGGGAAUUUUGAACAAUUGACAUAUAUGCAUAGCAACAGAAACAAACUGACACACACACACAUAUAUAUACAGUACUGUAUUUAUAUAUUCAAGAACAUUUUAAACUUUAGUUAUAUAAGGGUGCACAAUCAGGAUCAGGGUGACUGAUAUUACAUAUUAAAAUGGUGCAUAGUAUGAUCUUUCUCACUAACCUUCAAAUUGUUAACCAAUGAUAAUUAAGAAAAGCCUUUAACAUUAAACCUUUGUAGGGAUAAAACACAUCAGUUUUAAAGUUACCUAAUUUUAAAAUCCAUUUGAUUUGUAUAUCAAUGAAUAUAUUCAGUGCAAAAAUAAACUUGGUUAAAAAUUUGUACUGA